Messenger RNA from Tinamus guttatus (white-throated tinamou), 768 nucleotides. NCBI's taxonomy places the organism in Eukaryota, Metazoa, Chordata, Aves, Tinamiformes, Tinamidae. The record is from RefSeq and is a predicted model, not a curated record.
AUGUCCGGCGAGUACGAACCAAAUGCAACGUGCCAGGGGGCCCCGGGCUGGCGCGUGGGGGGGCCCGCGGCAGCCCCGGCCUCACCGCCAGCUCCUCUCGUCCAUCCACAGGGCUCCCGCUUCCACAGCUCGCGGCGGGAGCGCUACGGCAAUGUCUUCAAGACCCACCUGCUGGGCCGCCCCGUGGUGCGGGUGACAGGCGCUGAGAACAUCCGCAAGAUCCUGCUGGGCGAGCACACGCUGGUCAGCGCCCAGUGGCCACGCAGCACCCAGAUCAUCCUGGGCUCCCACACGCUGCUCGGCUCCGUCGGCGACCUACACCAGCAGCGCCGCAAGAUCCUGGCGAGAGUGUUCAGCCGCGCUGCCCUGGAGAGCUACCUCCCGCGGAUCCAGAAGGUUGUGAGCUGGGAGCUGCGGGGCUGGUGCAUGGAGCCAGGCUCCAUCGCAGUUUAUUCCUCUGCUAAAACCUUAACUUUCCGCAUUGCAGCUCGGAUUCUGCUGGGACUCUGUCUGGAGGAAAAACAGUUCAAGGACCUGGCCAAAACCUUUGACCAGAUGGUGGAGAACCUCUUUUCCCUGCCCCUGAACAUACCCUUCAGUGGGCUGCGCAAGGGAAUCAAAGCACGGGACAUGCUGCACAAGUACAUGGAGGAGGCUAUACAGGAGAAACUGCAGAGAAACAACUCAGAAGGUCACAGCGAUGCUCUGGAUUUCAUAAUAAACAGUGCCAAGGAGCAUGGCAAAGAAUUCACGAUGCAGGAGCUAAAG